Molecule: messenger RNA, 1851 nt
Organism: Cladocopium goreaui
Lineage: Eukaryota; Dinophyceae; Suessiales; Symbiodiniaceae
Source: the annotation of a GenBank genome assembly
AUGACGAAGAACCUGGAAGCCGACCAAAAGUCAGAUGAAGAGAUGAAGGACAAAUUCGACUGUUGGUGCAAAACAAAUAACAAAGACAAGAAGGAAGCCAUCGCCGCCGCCCAGGAGAAAUUGUCCAGUCUGAAUGCUUUGGUGGAGGAGUUGGGUCCACGCAUUGAUCAACUUGGAGGAGAAAUUCGAAGUGCAAACGUGGAACUCAACAAAAACAAAGCGACGAUGGACAAAGCCUACUCCAUCAGAGUGCAGCAGCAGAAGGCCUUCAAAGAGGAUGAAACAUCUUUGGUUACUUCCAUUGAUCAGGUUGCAAAGGCAAAGGAAGCAUUGUCUGGAAGCGCUUCAAACGAAAUGAAGUCAACAUAUGGAGGAUCUUCGUUCCUCCAGAUGCCUGAUGAAAUGAAACUGCUCAGCUCUGGCCUGCAGCAGGUCGUGCAGACUCAGGGAGCACGACUUUAUGGCAAACUAUCCCGUGCUGAUAUGCUAUCCCUGGACGACUUCAUCCGAGAUCCAGCGCGGCUUCUGAAGGGCAACGCAUUUCUCCAGCGAGGGGAGCCAUCUACUUCGUCGAGCCAGAUUGUUGGUAUUCUGCAAACCAUGGCAGACGAUUUUGCUGAGGAUUUGCAAAAGGAAGUGGACCAGGAGAAAGGCAACAAGAAGGCUUAUGAAGAACUUGCCAGUGCAAAGUCAGCCGAGAUCAAAGCACUGGAAGAUCAGAUUGUGGCCAAGACACAGGAGAAGUCGGAGUCCGAGAGCAAUUUAGAAACAAGCAAGAAGAACAUCAAGGCAACCAACAAAUCCCUUCAAGCAGAUAUCAAGUUCCAAGCAGCUGUUGAGCAACGCUGCACUGGGAGUGAUGCCAAGUUCGAAGAAAGAAUUCAGAGUCGAUCUGCAGAGAUGGCUGCUGUUUCCAAGACGAUCCAGGUUUUGAGAAGCGAUGAAGCCCGAGACUUGCUGGGCAAGAGCGUGUCAUUCCUGCAAAAGUCGAGCCAAGAUGCAAAGGCAGAGAGUGCGAUGAGAAAAGCUGGCGCUUGGCCUCCAGAGUUUGGUGACUCUGGGACUGGAAAGCAGGAGGAUGAAAUCGCGUCAUUCUCUCAGACUUUCCCUGGCGAGUGGCUUCAAUUCAAGAAUCAUUCCAAACAUCGCUUGUUUGAUGUGCAGAUUCUGCAGACUGUACAGAGAUGGGACAAGCAUAGACUAGCAGUGACCAGCAGACAAGAAAGGCAUCGAGAUAUGUGCGUGGACGAGUUUAACAAGAACAAUCUCACCACAGAGGAGAAGCAGAGGCAGACACAAACUAUUUUGAAGAAGGCAGUGAAGUUCUUGAGCAACUUCUACGGAAGCGGAGUUCCGUCUGAGAGGUCAUCAUUGGUGCAGAUUAGAAGCCACAGUGCCAAGGAGGAGACAGCUGCCUUAGCUGAUCCUGCACUGGGCAGCCCAGAGGGCUUUGAGGACUACAAGAAAAACUCUGGUGGCUCAGGGGCAGUAUCACUGAUUGAGACGAUCAUUGAAGAUUCUCAGAAGAUUGAGGCAGAGGCUAUUGAAGGCGAGCAAGAUGCGCAGUCUGCGUAUGAGCAAUUUGUUUCGGAAACUUCUGCAAACAUCAAGGCGAAAAACUCUGAGAUUGAUGGAAAGAUGAAAGAGAUAGCUGAUGCAAAGAACGACAAAGCAGAGGAAGAAGCAAAUCGAGAGGCACAGAUUGAAGAGCUUGACCAGCUGUUUGACAGCAAAGUGAACCUGCACAAGGAGUGUGACUUCUUCCUCGCAAACUUCGAGGUUCGCCAGACCGCAAGAUCAGAGGAGAAGGAGGCUCUUGGACAGGCUCUGGGCAGUAGGCUAAAUGUCUGA